AUGAGUCUUGAUGAUGUUCUGUUCGAUGAGGAAGAUCGUCCCCGACUCUGUCGGGCCAUUGUCAAAUAUCACAGCCCUUUACAGUUCCAAGAUCGAUUACAGUACAUUGAUAAACGAUAUGAUCAUUUACGAAAGUUAACUCAGACAUUGAAAAAGAAGAUAAACGAAUUAGAGGAUAUCAUGCGGAUGGAGAACGACGAACAGAAUAUUGAGAUAAUUCAAACAUUACUGGCUGAUAUUAAAAGAGAAAAGCAGAAGAUACGAGAUGAAGCUCAUAUUAUCCGAGGAGAAUUGAGUCAAGCCAUGUACAAUGAGGAUCUUAGAUCAAAAAUCUUGAACUUCAUCGAUCAAUUUGAGAGUUGGUGGUACGACGAGCCACAGAAAAGAAUAAAUGGAGAAUAUUCACGAGAAGAUGAAGAAGGAGGAAGUCAGGCUGAAGAUGAUAUCUACACUCAAUCAUCAAGUGAAGACGUUCCGUAUAGAGAAACAAGCUUCUAA
This is a messenger RNA of Auanema sp. JU1783, 498 nucleotides long. Lineage: Eukaryota; Metazoa; Nematoda; Chromadorea; Rhabditida; Rhabditidae. The record is from the annotation of a GenBank genome assembly.